Molecule: messenger RNA, 1988 nt
Organism: Spirodela intermedia
Lineage: Eukaryota; Viridiplantae; Streptophyta; Magnoliopsida; Alismatales; Araceae
Source: the annotation of a GenBank genome assembly
AUGGCUCGAGUCGGUCAUAGCAGUUGUCACACACCCUCUGUGGUUCUCUCUGCCGGAACUUAACAGGCAUCAAGCAUCUUCCUUUGGUGCAGGCCCGGCAGAAAAUACCACCACAAAAGCGGCAAUGAUGCCUCCCACGCGUUAGGGCCUUGAAUGGGGAACCACACUGCAUGCAAGUGGAAGAAUGGCUAUCUGGCAGCCAUUCUGGUGGCUCUGCUAGCAGAACUUCUUUAUAGUCGCAGAAUUUGAGAGCCUCUGCCUCAUGCAGCGAAGGUGCACUUGGUGCAUACACAGAGGAAUGCAAGAAGCUAUCUCCGUCUUUACUAGAUUCCAGGAAUGACACAUUUGAGUCAGCACCACCCUGAGCUCCAUUAUGAGAGGUGGUCCUAUUUUUUCCAGUUAUUAUUGCAAUCACCCCUUUCAGAACAUUUUCUAAAUUCACCUCCGGCAGAACAUUUUGCUGCACAGGCCUAGCAUCAUCUUCGAUUGAACUGUAUCCACUUUGGAAAUUUCUGCCAUGGGGAAAAUUGUAUGGACCACCCUCAGCUGCAGUCCAGACACCAGGCCCAGGGUCAUUGCAAUAAUGGCUCCCUGUGCCAAUUAUUGUGCUUUCUGUGUCAAACUUUGGGAAUGAUGAGCAUGAAACUAUUUCUUUGGAUUUCCCCAUGAGCUCAAUAAGAAUUCACAGUAUAUCACAAAAGUAUUCCCACUGCACAAUAAAGGUUUACGACUUGUGUCAGCAGGAAACUCAAAACGGAAAAGAAACUCCUGGUAACAACUGUUUUAGUUGGCCAACUCAAUAAAUGUACGAUGCUAUUAAAGAGCAACACAAGAGAAUGAUCAAGCACAAAAUAGACGAAAAAUACCUAAACAUUUAACAGGGAACUAGGUUUUUUCAUCAAUGACCAGAAAAUACAAAGUGAAAAUGAAAGGAACGGGAAAACAGUGUGCAAUCGGAAGUCUUUGGUCUGAAAAUAAAGUACGACUUGAGAAGAAGCGCCGAGGGAGAGAAGAUAACACAAAACUAGGCACAUAUGAAUAUUUCCUUGGCACAAUAUUACGUAUUUCCCUCACAAGAUCUAUCAGUUUGCUACGUUUCAUAGAUAAUUCACAAAAACAGAAAAUUUUCAGCCCGUCCCUGUCUGCAUCUUCAAUGGAACGCUAGAUGGGGAAAAAGACAAGGCCAUAAAUACAAUCAGGAAAGAAUUUUCUCGAUGAUGAUGAUGAAACGAACUACCUCAUUCAAACACCAUAACUAGAUUCUCGGGGAGAUAAUUCAGAAUCUAGAAAAUGAUGCAGAAAAAAAUUAUAGACAACUCAUUCCCGAAAGCUUCCUUCAGGGUACUGCCCAGAGCGCACGAGGAACGCCAGAAAAAUCCCAAAUAACUCGGGAGUCCACAAAAAUAUUUCUAAAAUUAGGGAUAGACAGAUGGCGAUUAAACCCGACAAGCAAUUACAAUUCAGCCAUGCAACAACAGCCGAGGAGGUAACUUUUUCUGGGGUCUCCGCUCCGGGGAGGCACCACGGCCACCUCCCAUAUGGGUCGCUAAUCCACGAGAGGAAACCCCCCAAAAUUGAAAUCCAUCCACAUGAUUCAAUACACCAAACCCCUCCGACGGGAAACCCCCCAAAAUUGAAAUAAAAAAUAGCCUCUCCGGCCCGUCACAAAUCCCUACGAACCGCAAAUUACAGGGUACGAAAUCCGGGGGAGAGAAAAGGAGAAGCGAGAAAGGGAACCUGCCGAGAUGAGUUCCUCCGGGAGAGAAUCCACCUCGUCCACCGCUGGCCGCUUCGGCGGCACCGUGUCGCAGGGGGGAAAGGCAAGAUACGAAAUAGAAACUAGAGAAGGGGGGGGGGGGAGAGAGAGAGAGAGAGAGAGAGAGCGUGCUCAGUUAGGUUGCCAGCCGUGGAAGAAAGCCGCACCGUUAACGGGCUAUCUCUCCGUUGGGCCUAUUUAAGGCCACAUCGAGUCCAAGCCCAAGAGCUAA